Molecule: messenger RNA, 3666 nt
Organism: Exserohilum turcica Et28A
Lineage: Eukaryota; Fungi; Ascomycota; Dothideomycetes; Pleosporales; Pleosporaceae
Exons: 2
Coding region: 1-3666 (1221 amino acids)
Source: RefSeq, a predicted model, not a curated record
AUGCAGCGAGCAGAUCUCCCGACCGAAGAGAAGGCUCUCGAGGGCGGGUCGGCGUGGGAUGGCGCCGAAGAGGCGCCUGCGGGAAAAAAGCCCAAGAAGGGCAAGAAGGGGCAGGAAGAGCCCAAGCAAGAGUUUGACCUCAAUGCCGCACUGCCCAAAGCGGACGACUUCCGCACGAGCUUGAUCCUGCCUGGCCUAUCUACCCGCUUCAGCAUGCUGAGAGAGCAGGACGACCCUUCGUCGUUGAUAGGCAAGGCGAGCGACGACAGCGUCCUGCAGCCCAAACGCCAGUCACGCCUGCACGAGUUUGGCUUCAAUCCCAGCGGCCUUGGCGACAUUGCAGAGGUCUCAUCACUCAGUAGUUCGGUCCGCCCCUUUGCCAACGAGCGCACCAAUUCCUUUGACAGCGGCAGCAGAGACGAAGACAACUCGAGCAGCAUAAUGACUCGUGCAAGGCCGGGCGAGGGCAACAUCUUGUUCGGCGGCCGACAGAAGAUUUUCGUCAUUUCAAACUCAAACUCAAAGGGCACAGGGCGCACACUCUACGACGACGACGUCAACAUGUCAGCAUACCAGCGCUUACGACAGGAGGAAAAGGAACGGCUGCGCCGAGAAGCAGAAGACGAAGACGAAUUCCAACACGAAGACGACGGCAACCACCACUCGGAGCCCUCGAGUCCCUCGGAAGUCAGCCGCAAGAGAGAGACCACGUCUUCGACCAACUCGGGCCCAGUCAACACGCGCACUUCGACUGCUGCCACGUCAAUAGCCUCGCAAGGCGCAAACUCCAUCCCUGCCUCGUCUCCUGCCUUGCCUCCUUCGUCAGCUCCCAUGGGCUCUCCAGACCUAAGCCGCUCUACCACCACCACUAAGCGCCGAUUAUACGACCAAGGCUUGGACCAGCAAAUCCAGGACCAGCAGUCAUCGGCCAUGAGCCGCCUCAACUCGAUACAGCGCGCACGAGCUCCGACAGGAAGAUCAACCCCACCGGCAGGCAUGGCCCAUGCCCGUUCUGCGACAAACCUCCACGACCGCUUCGCCCGCGGUCCAGGCUUCCGCUCAGACAGCCCCAACUCCUUCUCAGGCCCUGGCAUGACCCGAACCAACUCUUCUGAUGCCACAAGUCCGGUCCUGUCGCGACCGCAAUCGCCGCCAUUGAUUAGCCCAGUCAUCAGCGAGGACAGCGACGCAUAUUCACUCAAUGCCGCGCUCCAGCCGACUGACCGCGGCAAAGCCACGGCCAUGGGAGCCUUUAACAAGCCCAAGGAGGCAUUUAGUGAAGAGCAAUACGCCGAGCGCUUGCGCCAGAUGAACCAGGAUCGUCAGGCACGCGAGUCGCCGGCACCAGGGUCCGAAAAUCCAUCCGCUCGCAAGCCUACGUUGAGGGAGCGUGCAGAACAGGAAAAACGAAAGAGGGCCGCAAGUGAAGCAAAAGAAACACAUAAGCCUGAAUCCGCUGCCGAGCCAAGCCCGGCGACACAUGCUUUUUCCAGAUUCCAGGCUGCUGCUAGCCAGAUGAGGACGGCAGGUGCAGCCCUGGCAAGCCCACCGUCACAGCAGCGUGAGAAAGGCCAGGAUGAUUGUGCAAAGGCCACGUUUCUCGCCUCUGCAACUUCCAGUGAUGAUGAGCAGGCUGAAGAGGAAGCGCCCAGGCCGACGGCAACUCGUCCAGCCGGAUCCGCCCGCCGUUUUGACAACCUUCCCGUUGCCACUGGUCCUGCACCGCCCAUGUUUGAACACCCUGCGCUUCGUGCGCGCGCGCCAUCAGACGACCAGGCUCAGCUGUCAGGUUUUGCUGCUCAUACUCUCAGCCCUUCGCUGCGUGCAGACCUUCAGCCUCCCAAGCCGAGUGGCCUAGAUUCGAAUGCUCCCACUCUAGGCCCUAAUAACGGUGGGCUUAGUGGAUUGAUUCGCCAGCACCUACGCAAUGUCAGCAAUGUCAGCAAUGUUUCGUCGGCCUAUGGAGAAGCUGGACCGCCUUUGAUGAGUCCGCCCAUGGCUUCAGCUAACAAUGACUUUGGUCUACAGCGCAGACAGCCAGAGUCAGAGGCCGGCACUCGAGCACCCUCGACCUACACGCACUCGAACCCGUGGGACCUGGACGACAUUGACAACCCGUAUCGCGACACGGAGCCGGCUAACCCAUCGAGUCCUAUUGAGGGAUCCACCAGGAUAAGGCCUCUUAUCAUGAGCACUUCUGAGCAGCCCAGAUCCAAGAAUGGCAGUGCUGCGUGGGACCUCACACCGCGAAGGAAUCACGAGAGGAUUGCUAGCAACGAGACCGAGGCGGAGCACGAGGCUUUCCAGCGCGAUCUUGCGCAGAGGCAACGCUUCAUCCAAGAAAAUCUUCGCGCAAGGGCCGAGGGUCGGUCGACAAGCCCUGGGCCUGGCGCUGGACCCGGUUCGUCGGGAGGAUUGAAGAAUGCUCUGAGCAUGCUUCGUGCAAAGUCGAGUGGUGAAUCAUUUGCCACGGUCGAAGCUCCCAACAAGUCGGUACGGAAGCUAGCACUUGGUGGAGCGGCAGGAAAUGCCAGCAGCACUUCGCUUGCAGAAAUGCCACCACUACGCUCCAAGCCGUCGCGUGUACUCCAGCAGAGCGAGCAGGAUGCUCAGCGUGAACUCGACCAGCGACAACGUUCAGCGACGGACAGCAGCCGGACGGGUCGGCCUACAGGCAGAUCACCACCCGUGUCAACUCGGAGCUCAACGCGAGAACGGUCGAGCUCUGGCACGUCGUCUGGGCGGUCGCGUAGCCGCGGAGACCACUACCGUGACGACCUGGACCAGGCCAUGUCCGAGGGAACUCGGAGCGCAUACCCUGCCAAUACGCUUCCUUCGCUACCUGGAUACGUUGCACACGCCACGCCGCCACUGCCAGCUCCCAAGUCGUCGAUGGAGUCGACGCGGUCGCGGUCACGGAGCAACAGCAAAGCUUCUGCUGCCAACCACUUCGAGUCGAAGCACCUUUUUCCGAUCCAGACGAACCUUGGGGCGGGGCAGAAUUCGCGCUUCACUCCUGGGCAGGGCAAGGUGUCGCCUGGUUUGCCCAUGUCGCCGCGGCCUUCGCCUGGCGCAUAUAGCAACAACGAACAGGGUUACCCGCAUCCCAACUCGCCCAUGCCGCCGUUUGCGACUAGCCACACGCCUCCUGUUUCCAACCCCACGACACCUAACAUUACGGCCUUCAACCCAAGCACUGUACAGCCUCUGACGCGACAAGGGGUGCUACGGAAGAAGUCUGUGGCCAAGGCGGACAUUUCGGAGCCUGUUUUCCUGUCGACAACGUCGGUAAUUGACUUGGUUGAUCUGCCGGCGGGCGCGUCUCUCAAGAACGGCAGCGAGCCGGAAGCGCCACCGGUUCCGCCGAUCAAUCCCAUGAGGCGGCGGUUUGGCCUGGGGCGUGGGGACAGCCAUGGGUCGGACCCUGCGGUGCAGCCUGGGAUUGGAGAACCUGUUCGCACAGGGUCUGCCGACAUAGCCAAGGAGGCUGCUUACUCACCACCGCCGCGAAACAUGCUGAGGAAAGCGACAAGUGAAGGGCGGAGUCUGCGUGGAGCGGCUCAAAGCCAGCUUCGACCAUCAGCGCCGAUGCCACACGACGAGGGUCAAGGACGCAACCACUCGCCGCCUCGUAGUGGACGGCCGGUCGAGGGCGCCAUGUUCUAA